GUGUGUGUGAGAGAGAGAGAGAGAGAGAGAGAGGAUGAGUGGGGAUCUGGAGGAGUGCAUCAGGACUGUUUUUGAGGAACAUCUAAAAGAGAAUGUUAGUGUGCAGGAGGAAAAUGUGUGUUCAGGAGUCACACGCCUGCUGGAGAAACGCAGACACAUGAAACAUGUGGACGGUGUGUUGAGGACACAGAGACAGGAGUUUGAGGUAAAGAGACAGAGUGUGAGACAGAGAAGAGAGGAGCUGAAGAAGAAAGAAGAAAAUCUUAAAGACUCUUUACUCAAAUUCGACAAAUUUCUCAAAGAGAACGAUGCUAAGCGAGCGAGAGGUGUGAGGAAGGCAGAGUCAGAGCGAGCCGUGCUGAGAGAACGAGAGCGAGAGUUGGAGCGGUUACACACAGACAUCGCCGCCCUGCUGGUGAAAAAGGAGAAACUGGAGGAAAGAGUCGAGCGCUUCAAAGUUUACAGCGAGUUCUUACACACCGUCAUGAAGACGGGGACAAAGUUCGAGGAUGUGGGGCAGCUGGUGUCGCGCUUCGAGACAUUAAUGUCGACACGAGAGCAGCUGCUGAGACGACAGAGCGAGAUGGAGAGACAGCGAGAGAGAGACAGGUUGGAGCUGAGACGCUACGUGAGCGAGCAGAACUCCGUCUUACUGCAACACAGCAACACCCUGUCACAGCUACAGACCGAGCUCGACAACGCCCUGUCUUACACACUCACACAGGAGUCGUCGUGGACGCACACGCAGGCGGCGGCAGUGACAGACACUCAUCAGCUGAGUCAGAUAAAGGUCGCGACCCUCAACCUUUAUCACAUGACCGGGGGCAUCACGGGCGGAGACGAGGGUGUUGAUGUGGACGACACUGAGGAACAGCUGGACCGGGUUCAGGUGUUUAUGGCUGAUCGGGCCGAGCUGGUCUCACAUCUGAGAUCAGACAGGAGCAGCAGAUCAUCCAGGCUGAGUGACGCAGUGUGAACACACACACACACACUCCACUAUUACAAUCUGUCUGUUUAGACAA
Clarias gariepinus (North African catfish) is the source of this 1022-nucleotide messenger RNA. RefSeq names its product cilia and flagella associated protein 73 (gene cfap73). The transcript has 7 exons. Bases 35 to 976 code for a protein of 313 amino acids. Lineage: Eukaryota; Metazoa; Chordata; Actinopteri; Siluriformes; Clariidae. The record is from RefSeq and is a predicted model, not a curated record.